This is a messenger RNA of Melampsora larici-populina 98AG31, 1182 nucleotides long. RefSeq lists its product as uncharacterized. Lineage: Eukaryota; Fungi; Basidiomycota; Pucciniomycetes; Pucciniales; Melampsoraceae. Bases 1 to 1182 code for a protein of 393 amino acids. The record is from RefSeq and is a predicted model, not a curated record. The transcript has 2 exons.
AUGCAAUCUUUUUCUUUGUUUCUUUGCGCUGUUAGCGUCUUGACCUCCACAAUCAAUGCGGCGCGAAUCACCCAAAACAUCAAACACAUCAGAUCAGAGCCCUCCGAAGCCAACAAGACAACAAUAUACUCCCAGUCAAAGCCAGUGUUAUCAGCGAGCAAUUUAUCUCACACUUCACAGGAUUGGUUGGCAACACCACCUGCCAGCAACCCCAUUGUUCGCGAACCCCUCCCCGCAAAGGCCAAUGCCACGCAUAUAGGCAACAGUUACAGCGAAGGCCAGAUAACCGGUUACAAAGCAUUUCUCUCCCACCCGUCAACAAAUGCAUCUGCCCCUACCCACCUUUACACCGAGGACAAAACCUUCAAUCGAGGCCUGGUGAGAGGUUACCGGGCCGGGAUGAACCACCGUGCAUCUGCCAACUCAAGUGACUUAUCAGCGAGUGGCUCGGAACAAUACAUGAAUGGUCAACUUGCUGGAUACCGUGCGGCUCUCAAUCAAAAAGUUAGCAACCAUGCUCGAGUCAGCAAGCAAGAAUUUCCUACAUCCAUUCUUCAACACGAUGUCGUGUUCAACGCCGGCGCGCGGGCUGGCUUUGAAGCGGGUGCCAAUUCUCAUUUUUCACGAGCUCACUCUGGACACUCAUCACAUGAAGAAUUGUCUCGCGAAAAAUCCGAUGCCUCACACAAGCUCGUUUCUCAUUCUGAAAAGCACGAGAAAGGUACCGGUUCCUCUGCCAAAGAAGCAUCGCGUGUACAUGAGGUUUCAAGUAUUUCGGGUCAUGAUGAACACUCCUCCGUGAAGCAAGCUCAUCAUCACCACGUCACAGGUGAAAAACACGAUGUCCAAGCUGCUGCUGAACAACCAUCGGCUCCUAACAAUCAAACUCAACGUCUUGCAACGGAUGCCAACACCAAACCUGAGAAGGCAACUCACAAACACGAAGGACAUCGAGUCUCCCAUCCAUCCGCCGCCGGCGCCAGCCGCACAGUAGAGAAACCAAAAAAGACGAACGAUCAGAAUAAUGCAGCACAAUUCUUUGCAGGCCGUCAAGUGGGCAUGGAUGCAAGCACUCGUUUCCCUAACUCACAACCAUCUGCUUAUUUCAAAACGGACCCAUCCUUCAAUGCUGGAGUUCAAGCUGGGUUCGAGGCUAAUGUUCAAUCACAUUCCCCUCAAUAG